Molecule: messenger RNA, 2561 nt
Organism: Mercurialis annua (annual mercury)
Lineage: Eukaryota; Viridiplantae; Streptophyta; Magnoliopsida; Malpighiales; Euphorbiaceae
Exons: 2
Coding region: 122-2401 (759 amino acids)
Biological process (GO): reciprocal meiotic recombination
Source: RefSeq, a predicted model, not a curated record
UGAUUCUGCUCCAAUUUAAUUUAUUAGUACGAGCUUCACUUUUUUUUUAAUUAAUUUAAAUGAAAUUUAAUUUCCGCUAAAAAUGUUAGUGUUGUUGUAUUACAAAUGAUUUUAAAGAUUUAUGGGGUUUUCAGCUGCUGUUCGCUCCUAUCUUCCUCCCAAGUUGUGUUCGCCAAAGUUCAACUUGAGGCAAAAAAGAGUGGGUUGUAUAACACUUUCAAAAUCAAGAAUAUCUUCACUUAAAUCAGUCUUAAAGAAUUCGAGUAUCGAUGACAAUGGGGCAGCUGAACCUGCAAGAAUUCUUCUUGAAAGAUUAUUUUCACAGACACAGAAACUUGAAGAACAAAUGGGAACAUCAGGUUCACAUUCACACCUUACCGCUGACGCUCAUCCCGGCUUUAAUCUCGAAAUCUUGGAAUCUGAUCUUCUUGCUGUUUUGAAUGCGUUGAGAAAGAAGGAAGAAGAUCUUCAAGAUGCAGAAAAACAAGUUUUAUCGGAGCAUACUGAUUUAAAUCGUGCCAAGGAGAAGUUGGAGCUACGAGAGAAAGAAAUUGCUGAUGCUUAUUCCAAGCAUGAAAAUCUAGAAGGCGAGAUUAAACUCGCGAAUCAUAAGUUAGCUUCUCAAGCUAGACAAAUAGAAGAUUUGAGGCUUCAACUUAAAGAGCGAGAGACGGCUAUUUUUGCUGCGAAUUCAGCAUUAUCCUUGAAGGAAUAUGAGUUGAACAGAAUGAAAACCGAGUUGAUCAGUAAGAGCGAGGGAGCUGAGAAAAUUGAUGCUGAACUGAAAUGCAAAUCUCAACUCUUGGAGGAAGCUAACCAAGUUGUGAAGAAACAAGAAACUGAACUUCGAGAACUUGAAAAUGUUGUCCGUGAGAAAGAAGAAGAGCUGAAAGUUCUUAUGAAUCUGAGGAAACUCGAUGAAGAGAAGUUGAAAGUUGCAGAUGCUAAAUUGGAGAAGCAGACAAUGGAAUGGUUAAUAGCACAGAAAGCACUGAAGAAGUUGGCAGAUGAAACAGUUAAUCAAAUAGCAGAAACUAAUGAAACUACGGAGGAUUUCAGAAGAGUUAAAAAGCUAUUAGUUGAUGUGAGGUCCGAGUUGAUUUCUUCACAGAAAGUUCUGGCAUCUUCUAGAAAGCGAAUGCAAGAACAGGACCAAUUACUGAAAACACAAUUGGCGGAACUCGAAGAAGAGAGGAAUAGUGUAAUUUCUUACAUGACCAGUUUGCAAGAUGCCCAAAUAGAAGUUGAGAGUGAGAGGGUAAAACUUAGGGUUGCAGAGGCUCGAAACAAGGAGCUUGAACGAGACUUAUCUACGGAAAAGGAGUUUACAGAAGAUUUACACGUGGAGUUGAAAAAGGAAAAAUCUAUUUUAAAGGAAGCAAUGGAAGAGAUUUCUUCUCUACAUCAGGACAUGGAGAGGAAAAAUACAGAAUUUGAGCAAAUUCGUAGUCUUAUUCAGGAUAAAGAGUCGGAGUUAGUGGAGGCUAGAUUCGAACUUCGGGAUUUGAAAUCUGCUCAAGUUUCGCUUCGUCUUCUGUUAGAUGAGAAAGAUAUGCAACUGAUUAGCGCAAAGAAAAAGUUGGAAGAAGUAAACGAGGAAGUUGCAGAGCUAAAAAUGCUUUUGAGCAGUAAGGAAGACCAGCUAAUUCAAGCAACAAACAUGCUAAAGGAAAAAGAGGAGCAUGUUCAGAUAAUGCAAGAUGAAUUGAAUGAAACGAAGUCGAAAAUAUCCGAAGCUGAAACUGUAGUUCAACGGAUAGUAGAGCUUACUGACAAACUCGUCGUCUCAAUUAAGGAUGAAGAUUAUACUGCACUUACGCCAUUAAACAGGGCAACAGAUGAUUUUAGGCUGCAGAAGGAACAGCUUGAAACUGAGCUCAAGCUCACUCGAGAAGAGUUAAGAAUGAAAGAGACGGAAGUUUCAGCUUUUCAGAAAGCUCUUACGACAAAAGACGAGGAGCUCAAAGCAAUUCUUGGGAAAUUAGAUAUGAGAGAAACAGAGCUUAAAAAUCUUAAGGAUGAAAGAGAUGAAGAUGCUAAUAACGAUCUGAAGAAGCUUUAUGCUUUGUCUCAAGAAAGUAUCGGUCAGAAAAGCGUCGGUGAUCUGAUUACUGAAAAGCUUCAGCUCGAGGCAGCUCGACUUGAAGUUGAAGCAGCAACCACUGCUUUACAUAAACUUGUAGAGAUGAGCCAACAAUUUGUAAAUAAAGCUAGCAUGAGCAUUGAAGCUGAUGCUGAUAUGGUUAUGCUCUUGCAAAAUGAGUUAGAUCAUGGGAAAAACAUGUUUGAGAACAAGUGUCUGAAUGAGGUUAAGACCGAAGUGGCUCGAUUGUCCGCUUUGACAGAGCAGCUAGUGGAAGAAGCCGGAGUUUCUGUUGGCUCAAAUCGUUCGGAUUCUUAAGCUGAGUUGCCGAUACUGUAUAUAACUUGUCUUCAAUGAAAUCAGUUGCAGCAGCACUGAUUCUUGUAAAAUUGAUGAGUGUAAAAUGAUAGUGUAUGUACUCUUCACGGGCUUCAUGAUCAAACUGAUAUAUAAUACAAUUAUAGAUGUUCCUUUGUCA